AUGGACGGCAGUGGCAGUGGCUGGACUGGAGGUCUGCUGCCCUCUGUAGGCGAGGAGGCAACUAAGGAGCACUCAGUCUUUGAGGUGGCUGUCCAGAACGGCUCGGCCAACCACAGCUCCCUGUUUGCAGACGUGGCUCUGCUGCAGAGCUUCAAGCUGCUCAUCAUCCCAUGCUACACCCUGGUGGUGGUGGUGGGUGUGUUGGGGAACUACUUGCUACUCUACGUCAUCUGCCGCACCCGCAAGAUGCACAAUGUCACCAACUUCUUCAUCGGGAAUCUGGCCUUCUCAGACAUGCUGAUGUGUGUGACCUGUGUACCAUUCACCCUGGCCUAUGCCUUUAACCCCCGUGGCUGGGUGUUUGGCAGGUUUAUGUGCUACCUGGUGUUCCUGAUCCAGCCAGUCACCGUUUACGUGUCUGUCUUCACCCUCACUGCCAUCGCUGUCGACAGGUGGGUGGGUCCCUCUGACUUGAGAUAACAAAAAGCCCAUCGGUUUUGACUGGGUAGUUUCAAAUGAACUGAAAUACAUGAAUUGUGGAAGAAUAUUCUCUAGAAUAAUGAAAUUGUAAUUAUUGAUCUUUAUGAAAAUGUUUUUCAAAACAAAACAUUAAUUAAUAUUACUGUCCCUUUGUGUCCCUGCCAGGUACUAUGCCACUGUGCAUCCUCUGAAAAAGCGCACCUCGGUGGCCACCUGUUCCUACGUGCUGUCAGGGAUCUGGCUGCUGUCCUGUUGUCUGGUGGCUCCAGCUGUGGUCCACACCUACCACGUGGAGUUCAGAGAGGAGGGCCUCACCAUCUGUGAGGAGUUCUGGCUGGGUCAGGAGAAGGAGAGGCUGGCCUACGCCUACAGCACCUUGCUGGUUACCUACGUCCUGCCACUCUCUGCUGUCUGCGUCUCCUACCUCUGCAUCUCUGUCAAGCUGAGGAACUGCGUGGCACCGGGACAUCGGUCCCGAGACCAGGCAGAGGCACAGCGAGCCCGGAAGCGGAAGAUCUUCCGUCUGGUGGCGCUGGUGGUGGCGGCCUUCGGGGUGUGCUGGCUGCCCAUUCACGUGUUCAAUGUACUGCGUGACAUCGACAUCCGCCUCAUCAACAAGCGCCACUUCUUGCUUAUCCAACUGCUGUGCCACCUGUGUGCCAUGAGCUCGUCCUGCUGUAACCCCUUCCUGUACGCCUGGCUGCACGACCGCUUCCGUGCCGAGCUGAGGAAGAUGUUCACCUGCCACCGCCGCAUCGGCAUCCCUGCCAACCACUGUGCUACGGCCAGCGUGGCCCUGUGA
Coregonus sp. 'balchen' is the source of this 1282-nucleotide messenger RNA. Lineage: Eukaryota; Metazoa; Chordata; Actinopteri; Salmoniformes; Salmonidae. The record is from the annotation of a GenBank genome assembly.